CCUCAGCCUGCUCCCACCUCAGGCCUUUACCCCUGUGGGUGGCCCCCUCCCUACCUGGAAGGCUGCUCCUCCAGGACCUGGGCAGGCUCCCGUCCUCACCUCCUUCCAGUCUUUGCUGAAGCAGCAGCACCUCAAGAUGGUUGGCGUGGGCUGCGUCCUAGACGGGGUACGCUACAACAAUGGCCAGUCCUUUCAGCCCAACUGCAAGUACAACUGCACAUGUCUCGAUGGCGCGGUGGGCUGCACACCACUGUGCCUCCGCGCACGCCCCCCACGCCUCUGGUGCCGCCACCCCCGCCGGGUGACUGUGCCUGGCCGCUGCUGCAACCAGUGGGUGUGCGAUGACGAUGCCAGGAGGCCACGCAAGAACAUACCACGUGAUACAGGAGCCUUAGUGGCUGAGGGCAAGAUGGAGCCAUGGCACAGGAACUGCUUAACCUACACGAGUCCCUGGAGCCCCUGUUCCACCAGCUGUGGCCUGGGCAUCUCCACUCGGGUCUCCAACAUCAACGCCCGGUGCUGGCCUGAACAGGAGAGUCGUCUCUGCAACCUGCGGCCUUGUGGCGUGGACAUCCGUCCGCACAUCAAGGCAGGGAAGAAGUGUUUGGCUGUGUACCAGCCAGAGGUACCCAUGAACUUCACUCUCGCAAGCUGCGUCAGCACACGCUCCUACCAACCCAAGUACUGUGGGGUCUGCACAGACAACAGGUGCUGCAUCCCCUACAAGUCCAAGACCAUCAAUGUCCCCUUCCAGUGUCCUGACGGACCCAGCUUCUCCCGCCAGGUCCUAUGGAUUAACGCCUGCUUCUGCAACCUGAGCUGUAAGAAUCCCAACGACAUGUUUGCUGACUUGGAAGCCUACCCUGAUUUGUCAGAAAUUGCCAAUUAGGCAGGCACAGAUUAAGAAGCCCGAGACCAGACCCAGUGCCUGCAAAGCAGCAGCCUUCUGUGGCCAAUAACUUCCCAUCACUGAGCCUUCUCUUGUCCACUUCCUAGUCACUUCUAAGUACCCUGAUGUGGACCUUCGGCCUCCUUUCCU
Molecule: messenger RNA, 1039 nt
Organism: Galeopterus variegatus (Sunda flying lemur)
Lineage: Eukaryota; Metazoa; Chordata; Mammalia; Dermoptera; Cynocephalidae
Product: WNT1-inducible-signaling pathway protein 1-like
Exons: 4
Biological process (GO): signal transduction; cell adhesion
Cellular component (GO): extracellular matrix
Molecular function (GO): heparin binding; integrin binding
Source: RefSeq, a predicted model, not a curated record